This is a messenger RNA of Prunus avium (sweet cherry), 895 nucleotides long. Lineage: Eukaryota; Viridiplantae; Streptophyta; Magnoliopsida; Rosales; Rosaceae. The record is from RefSeq and is a predicted model, not a curated record.
ACGAAAAUUCUGAUGUUGUUGCUUUUCACAUGGGUGGAAUGAAUUGGAUUCGAGUGGAAGUUGACACUUGUGAUUAUACUCCUUUCCGAGGGAGGGCCGUGGUUGUAGGCAAGACUAUAUAUGCCUUGGAUCUAUUUCAAGUGGAUGAGAUUAUAGCAUUCUCCUUGAAGAUGAACAAACGCGACGACGGUAGUAUUGCAUACACACUAAUCAAGCUGUGUAAAUUGGACGGCCUGAAGAUUGCGUCUCCACCAUGUCCAUUUGAUGGGCUUGAGAGUGACUAUUUCGUUCAUUUGGGGAACCAAGACUUUUUUCAUGUUAAGACUGGCACUAAUUAUGAAUUUUACAAGGUUCAACAUAUUUGUAUCACCACUUUUCAAAUAUUUGUUCGAGAAGACGGAAUACAUAUGAUCAAGACCUUACAUUCAAUUGUUCUUCCUAUGGAUAUCGAGGCUUGUGGCCAGUUCAUGCUCACGUUCGGCUUCACUCCAGAGUGCGAGGAUUAUGAACCCAUAGAAGGGGAGAGUGCAGCUAGCAUGAAGCAGCCCAAACAAGAAGAUGAAACCACUAUCGAAGAGAAUUAUUUGAUGUGUGGGAGAUUGAAGCCAAGGAGGAAAUAAGCCUGGGUAGCAUGAGACAGCCAACCAGAAAAAAAACCCAAGGACUGCAAACGGAAAAAUAUAAAAAAUAUAAAAAAAAAUAAAAAGAAAAGAAAGAAGAAGCGGAUUGAAGGAGGAACAUGUAGUAGAAAAUAACAUGUAAUGUAAGUACUUGAGGAGCAGGGAAUCUGUGUUGGAUUAGAUAUUAUUGUGGCGUUUUACUGCCAUCUAGGCCAUUGGUGUUAUAGGGGAAAAACGAUGUUAUUGAUUGUGAUAUUUAGCUGAUAGUUGAUAUG